Messenger RNA from Mya arenaria, 2021 nucleotides. Its product is annotated as putative nuclease HARBI1. NCBI's taxonomy places the organism in Eukaryota, Metazoa, Mollusca, Bivalvia, Myida, Myidae. The transcript has 5 exons. Bases 809 to 1246 code for a protein of 145 amino acids. The record is from RefSeq and is a predicted model, not a curated record.
CAUACAACAUAGGCAAAGAAGGGUUUUCACAUUUGCAUACAACAUACACAAAGAAGGAUGUUGAGAAACGCAUACAACAUAGAAUAAGAACAAAAUUCGUAAGUCAGAAGUGUCAUAUGAUUCAUGGCCCCAGUAUCACGAAAGAACUUAAGACAAAUCUCUGACUCAAUCUCAAAGAAUGAACUCAAAACAGGACUCAUUUUAAGUCGAAACUCAUUUCAGUGUUCACAAAAAAACUCAAUCUCAAACUCAAUCUCAAACUCAAAAAAUCAAGCUUAACAUUUGAGACAGCCUUGUAGCACUCUCAUUUUUUGUCUCAAACUCAAAAAUGGCCGACAACUAUGUAGAUAGAUUCCAGCGUCUGCAGAGAAUCGCUAUGUAUGGUCAACAGCGGGUUCCAAGAGUGUUUAAUUUAAAGACAGGGCCAACCCGUUGGAGAGAUUAUCAAGAGUGGAAGUUCGGGAGAGAUACCGAUUUUAUCAUGAAACAAUCGUAAUGAUAGUGGGUGUUGUUUUUAAUGAACUUGAUGCUGUAACAAGACGAAGCUUGCCACUACCACCUCUGCUCUCUGUGCUUGUAACUCUUCAAUUUUUCGCCACGGGAGCUCACCAUUUAUUAAUUGCCGAGAUUCAUGGAAUUUCCCGUCCAUCUGUGGGGCGUGCCAUAGACAGGGUUACCAACGCAUUAUGCAGGCACAUUAACAGGUUUAUAAGCAUGCCUGUUGAUGAUGCAGAGAUAAGAAUAAAGAAGAAGGAAUUUUACAGCAUUGCGGGAUUCCCGAACGUGUUGGGGUGCAUAGACUGCACACAUGUCCGCAUCAGAGCACCAACACAUAACGAAAGCAGAUUUCGUAAAUCGAAAAGGGUUCCAUUCAGUGAACGUUCAGAUGGUAUGCGAUGCUCGUUUCAUCAUCAUGGAUGUCGUAGCCAAGUGGCCCGGGAGCGUACACGACAGCCGUGUAUUUAGGGAAAGCAGAUUAUGUGCACAGUUGGAGAAUGGAAUGGAUGGAGUGUUGCUAGGAGAUAGUGGCUAUGCAUGUAAGAAGUACUUGAUGACGCCAUACCUGAACCCCCAGACUCAGACACAGGAGAGAUUUAACAGAUCACUCUGUAAAACUAGAGUCAUCAUCGAGCAAACGUUUGGUGUUUUAAAGAGGAGGUUUGCAGUUAUGUCGUACGGGAUAAGGACAUCCGAGAUGAAGGCUUGCAGGACGACAAUGGCGUGUGCCAUAGACAUGAACAUUUAAAUUUGUGUUCAUAUUGUUAUCCUAUUCUCAAUACUAGUAAUUUCCAUAUAUUGCUUUAAUAGAUAAAAUUGUCUUUAAAAUAUCAGAUUAUUAGAUAAUGCAUGUUUAAACUCAUUCUGAAAAAAUAGGGUUUUUAAUAUAAGCAAUUAUAGCCUAUUAACUUUAUGUAUCAGUUAGGUAAAUGCAGAGGACUAAAGUAAUUGGGCAGACGCUUUUCAGUUUUCUAUAUUUUUGUCUGGGAAAGAGCAUAUUUAUGCGUAAAUAUCUGCAAACCAAUGAUAUAAGAUUGCUGACAAAAAUUCAAAUCGUAGAUUUUUAUAUUUCCGUUCGAAAAUUAAUGUUUUAUGGGUUAAACCGUUACUAACGGUUUAGGAAAAAUGCAUAAAACAUCAAUUUUUGAACUUAAAUAUAAUAAAUUAAUCUGCGAUCGUAUUUUUGUCAGCAGUCUUAUAUAACUGCUUUCCAUGGAUUUUUGCAAAAAAAUUGGCUCGUUCGAAAACAAACAAUUAAAAAGUUGUAAAAACCUUCAAUCUGUGAGAGUGCAGCUUUAAUAUUUUCUGAUGCUUUUAAAGUAUUUUAUGUUCACAGUAUAUGCUGUUGUAUUCCUUGAAAUUAGUGCAACUUUUAAGAAUUCAAGAGCAGUAUCCCGGGAUGAUAUAUAAAUUUGUGUCUAAUUUCACUACACACUAUUUUGUGACAACUAAAGUGCAUGCCUGACAUUAUUGUGUUACAUGGUCUACAUUUGUAUAAUGUGAUUUUCAGUACGUGUUUCAUU